Coniophora puteana RWD-64-598 SS2 is the source of this 1266-nucleotide messenger RNA. RefSeq lists its product as uncharacterized. The coding region runs from base 1 to 1266 and encodes 421 amino acids. The transcript has 7 exons. The record is from RefSeq and is a predicted model, not a curated record. NCBI's taxonomy places the organism in Eukaryota, Fungi, Basidiomycota, Agaricomycetes, Boletales, Coniophoraceae.
AUGUCGGAUCAGGGUAGCGAGCCGUCAGAAUGGGAUUGGAAGACAAAGGGCGCGAACCUCGUUGAGCGGCGUGACUUGCUGAAAACAGCUGAUCAGCGUGAGGGACCUGGUUCUGGUCCCCAAAUGGAGGACGCCGAUAUCGAGCAGGAUGCUCCUAAUGAUAACGAUGGCGAUCAGAGCAGUGAAAUUGCUCAUGCAACGGACGAAGAACCCGACUCGGAGAUUGAACAUGGGAGUAACGAGGUCCCCGAUAACGUCGAACAUCGGUUUCGAGAGCGGCCGUCAAUGGACGACGAAGAAUCCGACAUCAGCGAGGCAGAAGAUGACGAGCACAACUUAUCCCAUAUUCCUGAUCGUUGGGAUCCUGACCCGGUGUCGUUUGGAGAGCCCUCGGAACUGUUGGGUGGGCGCCAGAACCAGCCGACCUCGCUGGGGGCACGAGCAACUCCUCCUCCCGCGACGGACAUGGAAGACAGCAACGCUCAAAGCGUGGGCAAUAGCCCCAUCAUUUCAGUCGCUCCAUCCCCGGUGGGGGAUAGUGGCCAAGUGGAUCCUGCCUCGGCGGCGGGCACAUCGCCCAGGGUCUUCUCCAGCGAGAUCGUUCGACAGUUUGGCUCUCCCUCGAUGUCAGGGAUUAGAACAGCCAUCACAAAUGAUGCCCUACCUACUCGGGGUCCACUCCCCGAUCUCCGCGGACAUAUUGGAACGGGGGCGCUUGCUCAGAUACAGACACAGGUGCCAAACCGCGGAGCGCCCACCUCGACCGGAGCGCCCACCUCGACCGGAGCGCCCAUCUCGACCGGAGCGCACAUCUCGACCGGAGCGCCCACCUCGACUGGAGCGCCCAUUCAUACCGAAGCGCCCGCUGAGGCUGAACAGGCUCUCAGAACAUCGAGUGUGCUCGAUGAGCUCGGGCCACUCGGUAUGAGUUCGAGGGAGUUCCGAAACAUGCUAAUGGCCCAAAUGGCCGCGCAGCCGUCUCAUACUCGCUCAUCCCAGUUAUUAGAUGUGUUCGUCGCGAACUUGCUCCUACGCCUUGGAACGCCUCGAGGGACUCCAGAGGAGAUGGUGUCGGCGAUCAUCACAGAGCUCGACAGAGGCACCCAUCCAAAGUGGAGCAUGUUCCCUCCCACAACACGUCAUGGGUCCACUGUUCGAACUCAGGACAUCGAUGAAGCAGUGGUCAAUCUGGUGAUGGUGUGGAUGCUCACCACGCAGCGUCAAGGUCGCGGUGGAGAUCCCGGGCCGUCGUCACAAUCAGGUUGA